AUGGCAAAAUUAACAAGUAGUCAAAAGGCAGAAUUACAAGAUGCAUUUAAUCUAUUUGAUUCAGAUCAAUCAGGAAAAAUUUCAAGAAAUGAAUUAAAAAAUGUAUUGAAUGCACUGAAUAUUCAAGUGACUGAUAAUGAAUUGAAACAAACAAUGUCUCAAAUGGACGGUGACAUUGAAUUCGACGAAUUUUGUCGAGUAAUGGGGCAAACAUAUUUUAAAAAAUAUACACGUGAAGAAUUACAAAAUACAUUUAGAAACUUUGAUUCCGAUGGGUCAGGUUACAUUCAAGCAAGUGAAUUAGAAACGAUUAUGUCACGACUGGGUAAACGAAUGAAGAAAAGUGAAAUUGAUCAAAUGAUCAAAUCUUUAGAUACGACUGGCGAUGGUCAAAUUGGAUUUGAUGAAUUUGUCAAAUUAUUUGAUUAA
This is a messenger RNA of Didymodactylos carnosus, 429 nucleotides long. NCBI's taxonomy places the organism in Eukaryota, Metazoa, Rotifera, Eurotatoria, Philodinida, Philodinidae. The record is from the annotation of a GenBank genome assembly.